AGUUGUGUAGAUGACUACGGCCAUUUCAGUCUAGCAUAUGAGCUUUCAACCCGGAAGUAAAUUGUGUUAUUUCAUUUGGAAUACCGUAGUUUACAUAUGAAAAGUCAUUUCGAAUGAUGGAAGACAAAUACUAUAAAACAGGAAAAGUGUACGUUGCAGUGUUUGUGAACAAAAGGAAACUACGCGAAAAUGAGAGUAUAAAAGUGCCAAUCGAACACAGUGACAUGGAAGAUGUUGAUCUCAACAUUAUCAGAAAUCUUUGCAAAACGAAAUUUGGUGUUGAUAUUGAAGAUGAAAUAUUUAGGGACAAUGAUAAGGAUAAAAUUGUAAAAAUCCUGACGGAAUUCUCCGAGACAAAGGCACAGGACUUUAAUUGUUUCCUUUUCUUUUUCCUUGGUGUCAUAGAUGUCUCCCAGGAAUCCACUUCCUCCCUACCCUUUAAAUUUGAUGACGGUUCAUUGCCAAUAGAUGAAAUCUACAACUCUGUCAAAAAGUCUUCACAUAUGGCUGGGAAACCCAAGGUGUUUGUUUUCCAAGCUGGGGACACCCGUCUUCUACCCAAAACAUUCACAACUAAGGCAUUACCAGAUGGUGGAAGAGAAGCCGAGCCAAAGACAAAAAAGAUACCAACUGACGCCGACAUGUUGAUCAUUACAAGCACUAUUCCACAACUUCUGGCAAACACACAGCAUGAGAAAUUUCUGACAUACACCGGAUUUGCCCAAGAAAACACAACUAGCGUGCAACCAAGUGAUGCAGUGAGGGGUUCAUUUUUAAUCCAGGCUUUUGUGGAUUCCGUUCUGGAUGAAAGCAAUAGAGAUGUUGAUAUUCUUACCCUGACCGCAAAGAUAAAUGGUAAAAUAGAAGAUUUGAUUGAAGAUGUCAAGAAAGACGAAAGAUUUGCUGAAAAAAUAUAUCAACAAACUUUAGAAAAACUUGAGCUGCCGCUCACGACGUCAACGUUAACAAAGCUCGUUGUGUUUAAAAAGUAGAGACCUUAUUUCAGAAGAUAUUUUGGUUUUAAGACUUGCAUUUUGCGUUUGCAUAAAUCAAACAUGUUAUUAAAUUUAAAUAGAACUAUAUACGAAGCUAUACACUGUAAAAAACAAGUAUGGAACCUCGAGUUCUUUAGCCUCGACAUGGAAUUGGAAAAACAUCAAGGUGAAGGGCAUCAACACAGGGACUAUAUUUUGCAGUGCACUUUUAAAUAUGUAAAUAAAUAGUUCAAUCAACGGAGGAUUCUCCUCGUGGCGGAUUGGUUCAUCUAGAUAUGGACGCCUGGAAAUGUUAUAUUACACAUGCUAUCGACUGUUUCAUUGAACGAUAUUUCGUAUAAUCAUUUUUAUGGUAUUAAUGAUUGCCCUAUUUUUAUUCAAAGCUUGUGAUUCUUUAUCUCUUUAUCCAUACGAUACCUUGGAUAAUACAUACAUGAAAUUUUAUUUCAACAUAAAAUAAUUUAUGACAUUGUUCAAGUAUAAGUUUCGCGGGUUUAACCAUUUCAGCAGUUAUCUAUUGAAUAAAUUAUUGCCUCAGCUAAGCGCCCUUUAGCGUAAUCUCAAGUAUUACUUAACAACUAAUCGCUAUGUCUGGUAAGCCACUUCUGAUAAGAAAUUAGCGUUUCCGCCAGACUCGUCAUUUCUUUUUAAAUUUUCUUAAAACUCACCGCCUCCAUCUCCACCACCUCCUUCUACGUAUUGUCUGCCAGUUUAACAGGUCAACGAUUGAACUGAUGUUACUAUAUUCGUUUCAUUCAAGGAAUGAACUGAUGCUUGUACUUCGUUCGGUUUUAUUAGGCUCUAUUUUGAAGGUACAACACAUUGUUUUAAACCAUUAUUUUUUUUCAUCGUAUUUUCUUACCAUAUGUUUUGUUACAAUGUCCUGAAUCCUAAUCUUCAUAAAUAUUUUUUAGGUUCUCCCCCUUUUUUACAUUAUAACCUACUUUUGAACUGGCGGAUUGAUCCACCCAAACAUGUAUUUCGGGAGAUGUUAUAUUACACAUGUUAUCGACUCUUCAUUUUAUAUUUAGUAUAAACAAGUUUAUGACAUUAAUAAAUGUCAAAUGUUCA
This is a messenger RNA of Mya arenaria, 2066 nucleotides long. RefSeq lists its product as uncharacterized. Gene Ontology annotation, biological process: proteolysis. The transcript has 2 exons. Gene Ontology annotation, molecular function: cysteine-type endopeptidase activity. The record is from RefSeq and is a predicted model, not a curated record. The coding region runs from base 114 to 992 and encodes 292 amino acids. Lineage: Eukaryota; Metazoa; Mollusca; Bivalvia; Myida; Myidae.